UUUUCUUUUUUCUUUCUUCCCACACACGCGUCUUCUUAAACUCUCUCUCUCUCUAGAUCUCUCUUUCUCUAGAUUCUUCCAUUUCUCAACUCUUUCAAAUCCUUUCAUUCACCAAUUUUUCAUCUAAACAACAAAAUUCCCUUUCUUUUUUCAUCUAUUUUUGUUUUUAAUGCUUGCAAUCAUGGGUUUGUAUAGAAGGGGAAAGAUUGUUCUUGAUGGUUUUCAUUCCUUGGCUUCUAGGGUUUCAUCUCAAAAUUCAAUUUUUCAGCCAAGUUCAAGAAUUUUACAAUCUGGGUAUUUCAAUUCAUGUUCUAAAGGUGUUAGCUUUAAUGGGUUUUCUUCAUUUUCUUCAACUUCUAAUAGAUUAGGUACAAAGGGUUUUGAAAUUAACAAUAAUUUUAGGAGAUUUUACUAUGUGAAUAAUGGGUUUUCUUCAUUUUCUUCAAUUUCUAAGAGAUUAGGUAAAAAGGGUUUUGAAAUUAACAAUAAUUUUAGGAGAUUUUACUAUGUUGAUCCUCAAAAUGUUCAGCAUUUUAGGCCAAGAGGACCAAAACGUUGGUUUCAGAAUCCUAGACAUGUUUUCAUUGUUGUAAUGGUUGGUUCAGGUGUUUUUGUAACUGUGUAUUUUGGAAACAUGGAAACUGUUCCAUACACUAAGAGAACUCAUUUGAUUCUAAUGUCGAAAGUUAUGGAACGGAAGCUCGGAGAGAGUGAGUUUGAGAAGAUGAAGGUAGCUUUUAAGGGUAAGGUGUUGCCUUCAAUACACCCUGAGAGUGUGAGAGUGAGGAUGAUAGCUAACGAUAUCGUUGACGCCUUGAAGAGAGGGUUGAGUAAGGAGAAUGUGUGGAGUGAUUUAGGGUAUGCUUCGGAGAAUACUAUGAUGGGUGAUGAGCAUGGGAGGGAGACACUUAGUGCAUUGUUUGAGAAUGAAGGGAAAAUUGAAGGGAAUUGGAAUCGGGAGGACGAGAUUCUUGAUGAUAAAUGGGUUCAGAAGAGUAGGAAAAAGGGUCAGGAACGAGGGUCGCAACCUUAUACGUCGCAUUUGGAUGGAUUGAAUUGGGAGGUUUUGGUUGUGAAUGAGCCUGUUGUUAAUGCUUUUUGUUUACCUGGUGGGAAGAUAGUUGUGUUUACUGGUUUGCUUGAACAUUUUAGAAGUGAUUCUGAGAUUGCAACUAUUAUUGGACAUGAGGUUGGGCAUGCAGUGGCCAGACACAGUGCUGAGGGGAUGACAAAGAAUCUGUGGUUUUUUAUUCUUCAGUUGAUACUUUAUCAAUUUGUCACGCCCGAUAUUGUCAACACAAUGUCAUCGCUUUUCUUACGGCUACCUUUCUCAAGACGGAUGGAAAUAGAAGCCGAUUACAUCGGGCUUCUAUUAGUUGCGUCAGCCGGGUACGAUCCCCGGGUGGCGCCUAAAGUAUACGAGAAGUUAGGAAAAGUGACGGGCGAAUCUAUGCUAAGAGAUUAUCUCUCUACUCAUCCAUCUGGAAGAAAAAGAGCAGAAUUGUUGGCUCAAGCUCAAGUAAUGGAAGAAGCUCUUACUAUAUAUAAGAAUGUAAGAGCUGGACGUGGGGUUGAAGGAUUUCUUUAGAGCAGAAUCAUCAUGCCAUCACUUUUUUUUAUAAAUAAAUGUAUAUUUUGAAUACUAUCUUCGGUCCUAAAUAUUAGAGAAAAAUGAGUUAAUGGAUAUUGAUGUUUUUAGUCUAAAUUUUAGAUUAAAUAUAUUAACUUUUGUUAACUUAAUUUAAUUUUCUUUUAUAUUUAUGAUCGGAUGGAGUAACAUAGUACCCUUGGAUUUAAAUAAUAUACAAAUAUGGGAUUUUCUCAA
Messenger RNA from Cicer arietinum (chickpea), 1825 nucleotides. Its product is annotated as mitochondrial metalloendopeptidase OMA1. Gene Ontology annotation, cellular component: membrane. The record is from RefSeq and is a predicted model, not a curated record. NCBI's taxonomy places the organism in Eukaryota, Viridiplantae, Streptophyta, Magnoliopsida, Fabales, Fabaceae. Gene Ontology annotation, molecular function: metalloendopeptidase activity.